Pectinophora gossypiella (pink bollworm) is the source of this 1387-nucleotide messenger RNA. It is a transcript of the gene OXA1L, whose product is annotated as mitochondrial inner membrane protein OXA1L. The transcript has a single exon. The coding region runs from base 114 to 1307 and encodes 397 amino acids. Gene Ontology annotation, cellular component: mitochondrial inner membrane. Gene Ontology annotation, biological process: protein insertion into mitochondrial inner membrane from matrix; mitochondrial respiratory chain complex IV assembly. Gene Ontology annotation, molecular function: membrane insertase activity. NCBI's taxonomy places the organism in Eukaryota, Metazoa, Arthropoda, Insecta, Lepidoptera, Gelechiidae. The record is from RefSeq and is a predicted model, not a curated record.
UUUGAUAUUUGACAUAACAGGAGAUGUGCCGUAAUAUAAAUAUUACGAAAUUGUUUCUCUUUUAAAACAUUUUUUACAUAAACAGGCACCUAUAAUUUGUGACCUUGUUAAAAAUGUUCAAAUUACUAAGUCGUCAGGGGUGCCGGAGUGCCGUUAAGCAGAUCCUUUUCUGCGAGAAGUUUGAGGUUAGAAAUGCUAAGAUUUUCUACCUCUAUCCAUCAGCUGCUCCUGUAAGAUUCGCUUCCACUGGUGGAAAUGAUGCAGGUAAGCUAGCUUCUUUGGUGGAUAACAUACCAGAAGCACCACCGGUUCCAGACCCCUCUACUUUAGCCCAGAUAAAUGAGACUGCUCAGACUUUGGCAGCUAAUGGUGAACCUACAUUUGCUAGCUUGGGACUCGGCGGCUGGAGUCCCGUCGGUCUCGUUCAGAAUGCACUGGAGUACCUUCACGUAACCCUGGACGUACCCUGGUGGGGAGCAAUUGUUAUUGGUACAUUGGUUGUAAGACUUGCCAUGUUCCCACUUGUCAUCAUAUCCCAGCGUAAUUCAGCAAAACUGAACAACCACCUCCCUGAAGUGCAGAUGUUACAGUUAAAGAUGACACAAGCUAGACAGACAGGCAAUCAGUUAGAAGCUGCCCGCUAUGCUCAAGAAAUGAUGCUUUUCAUGAAAGAGAAUGGAUUAAAUCCUUUGAAAAACAUGAUUGUGCCUUUGGCUCAAGCUCCACUGUUCAUUUCCUUUUUCAUGGGUCUGAGAGGGAUGGCAAACUGUCCAGUGGAAAGUAUGACAUAUGGUGGAAUGUGGUGGUUUAUGGACCUCACUGUGCCUGAUCAAUAUUUCAUCCUUCCAAUCAUUACCAGUGCCACCCUGUGGUUGACAAUAGAAAUGGGAGUAGAUGGGGGCCGUCUGGAUGCUCAAAAUAUGCAAGUGAUGAGGUACGUCCUCCGGGCCAUUCCCGUCAUCAUGGUGCCAUUCACAAUCAACUUCCCCGGUGCCAUCCUCUGUUACUGGUGCUCGAGCAACUUCAUUUCCCUUAUCCAAGUCGGAUUUCUCAAAAUACCUAGUGUUCGGGAGUACUUCAAGAUUCCUAAAUUGAUGACGCACACACCUGAUGCCUUACCCAUAAAGAAGAAGGGUUUUAUUGAAGGAGCAAAGGAUUCCUGGACAAAUGUGAAGAUUUCCAAAGAGCUAGCCGAAAGACAGAGGAUUGAUGAGUUGAUUUUCACAAAAGCAGGGAAGGGUCCCUUGCAGAAGACCUAUAAGUAUGACCCCACAAAAUUGACAAGUGUACAAGCAAAACCAAAAUAGGUUUUAUAACUUUUGUAGAUACCUAGUGUAAUAUUACUAUGUAGUUUAAUAUUGAGUAUAAUAAAAUGUUGAUCAGAUUA